Messenger RNA from Lucilia sericata (common green bottle fly), 502 nucleotides. RefSeq names its product probable insulin-like peptide 1. The transcript has 2 exons. Gene Ontology annotation, cellular component: extracellular region. Bases 62 to 409 code for a protein of 115 amino acids. The record is from RefSeq and is a predicted model, not a curated record. NCBI's taxonomy places the organism in Eukaryota, Metazoa, Arthropoda, Insecta, Diptera, Calliphoridae. Gene Ontology annotation, molecular function: hormone activity.
UUUACAGCUAUUUAGAACUCAAAGUUCCUUUAGUGUUUUCCAAAUAAUAUUUUUUUGCACAAUGAAAUUUCUAGGAUUUCUCUUAAUAUGUUUAGCUGUAAAUCACAUUCAAGGAUUUGCUGAUCGCAGAUGUGGCGCACAGUUGACACAGAUUAUGUGGGCUAUUUGCGAGAAUGGAUUUAAUACAAUGCCAAUGUCUAAGAGAAGUGUUCAAUCUCAUCAGCUUCUCUCGGAUAUCGAAGAUAAUUUACCUUAUCCUUAUGCUGCAAAUUCACUUUCGAAUAUUUUCCAAUUGGAGAAGGAAAAUUUGAUAGGAAAAAAUCGUCGUACUAGAAUGUUGGGUAUUGUGGAUGAAUGUUGCAAGAAAUCUUGCAGUUAUAAUGAAUUGGCCGCAUAUUGUUUGCCUUAAAUUGAAUUAAAAAAAAAACAUCGGAAUCGUAAUAUACAAAAUGAUCUUAAUUUGAAUUAAAUUGUAAAUAAUUUUAAACAGAGUAUAGCAACA